Molecule: messenger RNA, 2025 nt
Organism: Camellia sinensis
Lineage: Eukaryota; Viridiplantae; Streptophyta; Magnoliopsida; Ericales; Theaceae
Cellular component (GO): nucleolus
Molecular function (GO): RNA binding
Source: RefSeq, a predicted model, not a curated record
AGAUCCUUCCUCCUAUUUGUGAUCUUUGAUUCUGGGUUAACAUUAUUCACCAUUAACCUAACCCUAGCUAGGGUUUAUUCGGUACCUCAAUCAAAGCUUCAUCUUUUGACAAAAAACUCUCUGAUCCCAACCCUCGAAUUUGAAUUCUCUCUAUAUAGUCGCUUCCUCUACGGUUCAACUGAUCGAAUCGAAUGUAAUGGCAAAGAAUCUCAAACAUCCAUCCAACACUGGCGAUUCUAACUCUGCUUCUGCUUCUGGUUCGGGUAAGAUUUUCGAAACCCUUUUCCGAGAUGUCCCAGAACAGAACACCUCUGUUUCCAUCUUCCCCAACCACAUUACCUUCCGAAGAAAACCCAUUGAUCAACAAAAAUCAGGAUUAGGGUUUGGUUCGGCUAAAGAUGAUACAGAGAACUCUACGAAUGGUGAAUAUGAAAACCCUAGUUUUGUUGAGGUGAAGAAGAGGAAGAGGAGAGAUGAGAAACCCAUUUUUGAUUCGGGUGAAAUCGAUGAAGAUUUGGGUACCCGUUUGGAGAUUAAGAAAGCCAAGAAAGGCAAAGGAAAAAAGCAUGAUUUGGGUCCUGAAUUGAAGGAAAACGACGCUAAUUUGGGAUUUGAAUCGGAGGAGGGGGGAAACCAUGAUAUGGGUGUGGAGUUGAAUGAGAGAGUUAGUUUGGAGUCAAAGGGGACAGAGAAGAAGAAAAAGAAGAGGAAGAGGGAUGAGCUCGAGGUGGAGUAUGAAGCGCACCAAUAUGGAGUUGUGGCGAUGGAUGAUGAAGGUGGAGAGGGAAGAUUGGAAGGGAAAAUUGUUGGGGAGAAGAGGAAAAAGAUUGAUGAUUCAGUGGACAUGGUGGUUUCCAAGGAAGGUUUUGAUGAUGAGGAUAAACUUUUGAGGACUGUGUUUGUUGGGAAUUUAACAUUGAAGGUUAAGAAGAAGGCUCUGUUUAAGGAAUUUAGCCAAUUUGGAGAGGUUGAGUCUGUGAGGAUUCGGUCCAUUCCUCUAUUGGAUACCAAAAAACCGAGGAAGGGUGCAAUUAUCCAGAAGAAAAUAAAUGAUGCUGUUGAUAGUGUUCACGCUUACAUUGUCUUCGAAACAGAGCAAGCUGCCCAGGCUUCUUUGGCCCAUAAUAUGGCUGCGGUUGGAGGAAAUCACAUCCGUGUUGACAGGGCAUGCCCACCUCGCAAGAAGCUAAAGGGAGACAAUGCUCCACUCUAUGAUAACAAGAGGACGGUUUUUGUGGGUAAUCUCCCAUUUGAUGUGAAGGAUGAAGAAAUUUAUCAGUUAUUUUCUGGUAUCAAGGACCUGGAGUCCACCAUUGAAGCCAUUCGCGUUAUCAGAGAUUCUGGUACUAGUGCAGGGAAGGGCAUUGCUUACGUCUUGUUUAAAACAAGGGGUGCCGCAAACUCGGUUGUUAAAAAAGGGAGCUUGAAGCUCCGGGAUCGUGAACUAAGGCUCUGUCAUGCUAAACCAAACCUCACACCAUCUAAGAGGAAAAACCCAUCACCCAGAGAUAUAAAUGGUUCUCCAACCAAGAAGUUAGCAGUGGAUUUAAGGACUCCAACAAAGUCUGCUAGCUCUUACCAGGGUCUGCGGGCAAGUAAAUCGGGCGUCCAAAAGAAGGUCCAUGCAAAAGUCAUUGAGCCAGUAAAAUUACAAUUCAGGACACAGAAAGGUGAGAAGUUGAAAGAGCGAACAAGAAAAAGACCAGCAGUGGCUGCCAGAAGGGCAAAUGCAAUGAAUGGUGGUGGUGAUGCUUCAAAACAAGUUGGGAAAAAACGCAAGCUGGAAUGCCAGACUCCAGGGAGUGCCCGCCCGAGUAAGAAAAUCAGGAAAUUCAGAUAAGAUUACAUGCAAUAAAGGCCUUUAAUAAGGACAUGACUUAUAUAAACUUGUAAAUGUUAUGCUGAAAGGAUUAGGUAUCAGUUUGUAUUAUAUUUUACACAGAUAUGCUAAUUUGUCUAUUUACUAGACCAAAAUAAAUUAAAAAAAGGAAAAAAGAUGGAUGAUUUGUUUCUGCUUGGUUGUCA